Triticum turgidum subsp. durum (durum wheat) is the source of this 396-nucleotide messenger RNA. NCBI's taxonomy places the organism in Eukaryota, Viridiplantae, Streptophyta, Magnoliopsida, Poales, Poaceae. The record is from the annotation of a GenBank genome assembly.
AUGAGGAAGUCCAAGGCGGCGGCUGCGGCGGCCGCGAAGCAGCCGCACCACGCGGCGCAGAACGGCCACGCCCUCCCGUCCCGGCUCGCCCGGUACCUCGACCCCGACGCGUCCUUGGACAAGGACCAGCUGCUGGACGCGGUGCACUGGAUCCGGCAGGCGGUGGGGCUCGCCUGCGGCCUGCUCUGGGGCGCCGUCCCCCUCGUCGGCGCCUUCUGGAUCGCCCUAUUCUUUACUAUUUCCACCGUGAUAGUUCAUUUGUACUAUGCACACUUGCUGAAGAUUGAUGAGGAAGACUUUGGAGGCCACGCCGCCCUACUUCAGGAGGGGCUCUUUGCUUCGUUCACUCUUUUCCUGCUUUCGUGGACUCUGGUAUACAGCCUGGCUCACUUCUGA